Messenger RNA from Penicillium coprophilum, 1611 nucleotides. RefSeq names its product putative F-box protein (Pof7). Gene Ontology annotation, molecular function: protein binding. Gene Ontology annotation, cellular component: SCF ubiquitin ligase complex. The record is from RefSeq and is a predicted model, not a curated record. The transcript has 2 exons. Gene Ontology annotation, biological process: SCF-dependent proteasomal ubiquitin-dependent protein catabolic process. NCBI's taxonomy places the organism in Eukaryota, Fungi, Ascomycota, Eurotiomycetes, Eurotiales, Aspergillaceae. Bases 1 to 1611 code for a protein of 536 amino acids.
AUGGACGACAACGACGAGCUUGAGUCGUUCCGCCAACAAUGGCGUGAGGAGGUCACUCGUCGAUCAAGACCGAAGGCUACCCCUCCUGCGCCUGCGUCUCCGACUCCAACUGCCCCGCCUGCGGCUCGUCUUCCGCCCACACGCCAUGAGGCUUCCCACCGCAAAGAGAUCGAGGAGGAGGGUCCCCCGCUAGCUUCCUUCGAUCCAGAUGAGCUGGCCCAACAAGUCGGAGAGCUGAGCGUGCAAUCUACCGAGGAUGACUUCUUACGUCGGGAGGUAGCAGAACCGACUUCCGCACUGGAGCACUAUGAACGAGCGGUAGAGAAGGAGGCCGAAGGCAAUUUGGGAGACAGUCUCUCGCAUUACCGAAAAGCGUAUCGGCUAGAUUCCGCUGUCGAUAAGUCCUACCGGAAUAAGCACUAUGCCCAUGCAUGGAACAAGCCUAAUUUGCCCGCGUCCACGGCCCCUCUUGAUAUGACCCAGCAGACCGCCGAAGUGUCGAUUCUACCGACACCUGAACUCAUUGCGUCAUUUGCACACCUGCCAAUUUCACAACUGGAGCCCAUCGUCGAAAACACACCACCGCCCCCUUGCCCAAUUGCCAAUGUGCCGUCGGAAGUGCUAGUGGAAAUUCUGCGACAUGUGGCAAUAGAAGACCCAUCGGCAUUUGGUCGUAUGGCACUGGUCUGCAAGCGGAUGGCCUACCAUUUCGCCCAUGAGCAACACAUUUGGAGACGGAUAUGCCAAUCCCGGGAAUUCGGCUUCCAGGGAAUGCAUUAUGACUUUGCAUGCGACUUGCAUGGGGAACCGAUCUACACGCUUGCGCCGCGAUACACUCGAUUUCCCAAGGGCGUGCCUCUGGAAAUCCCCCCGCCGCUGUCUUCGUGGAGCCAAGUGUUCCAUACCCUCCCUCGAAUUCGUUUCACGGGCAUCUACAUUAGCACCGUCAACUACACUCGGCCUGGUGUUGCAUCUGCUUACUCGAAUCUGUCCUGGAACAGUCCUAUCCAUAUUGUUACUUACUACCGCUACCUACGUUUCUACCCAGAUGGCUCAGUGAUCUCGCUGCUCACUUCCACGGAGCCAGUCGACGUAGUCCCUCACAUCAGCAAAGAGAAUGUGGCAGCUGCUCGCGCCCCAGCACACCGAAAGCAUCAACGGCGUGUGUCUGAUGCAGGUCAUACACUUUCGGGAGCCACCGAUACUGUACCGCCUGUCGCCAUGAAUACAUUGAGACAUGGACUUCGGGGUCGCUGGCAUUUGGCCUCGCCUGUGGACACAUCUAAAUCAUCCGAAACCCCUGCCGAAGCCUGGAAUCCUGACUCAAUGUCUGAUGAGAAAUCUCUCCUUUCCGACGAACGGGAUCUCAUCAUUGAAACAGAGGGCGUUGAUCCCAAGUACGUUUACACGAUGCAUCUAUCACUGCGUUCCUCAACGGUACCGAAAUCUGCUCAACUCGGACUGGCUCCUCCCAACCCGUCGAAGAACACCAAACUAGCCUGGAAGGGUUUCUGGAGUUAUAACAGCCUGACAGAUGACUGGGGCGAGUUUGGUCUUCGUAAUUACCGAGCAUUCGUGUUCCGGCGCGUACGUGGCUGGGGCCUUGACUGA